AUGGACGUUGCAGGUCUUGCAAUCGGCAUCGUGGGCCUCUACACUGCAUGUCGGGACUGUUACGAUUUCUUCACCACAGUGAAUGCAGCUCAGGCCGAUUCCUCAGCUCACCUGCGCGAGCUGGAAAUUCAGCAAUCAAUCCUCAAAGCCUGGGGCUUCCAUUGGCAGAUCCAAAACGAAGACGGCAGCGACCCAGGAUACUCCGAUCAUACCAGACGGAAGCGGUCUAAACUCCAUCAAUACCUCUUGAGCAACCGAUUCAAGGCUGAAGGAGUGUUCAAAACCCUUUCUGCUCUUGCGGAUACCCUGUGCAACCGAGAGAAACUCAUCAAGCGCUAUGGCUUCCAGCUUCAAACAACUCAGGCCAUUCAGGAUGGAUCACAGCCGACGCAGGAUGGCCAAUUGACCAUCCCGGAUGCUGAAAUUGAGGAUGUCGAGCCAGUCCUCCUUGAAGUUCGAAACCGCCUCUCGAUGCUUAACAAGCUCAAAUGGGCUUUGAAAGACAAAGAAAAGUUCAAAAAACUCAUUGCGGACUUGAGAUCUCAUAGUGAGAACCUCUAUCGGCUCUGUCCCGAGAAUGCAUUCGAGUCUAUGAACAUAUAUCUUACGAUGGAGUGUUUGGCUAGGCAGGAGUCGCCAGACGGCCUCAAGUGGACUUCAACACUCGCAACCGAGAAUGCAAAUAUCGACAAAGAGUCUCUAGUGCGACAGGGAUACGAAUUGCUGGCUUCGACGGCCACCCUGAAGGCAUCGGUGAAUAAAAACAGAGACAACAAGGAAGCAAACGACAGGAGCCUCACCAGCAUUGACGAGAUAAAACCUGAGAUGAGAUAUUUAGGAAAGGGACUUGCACUAUUCGAAGAGCAAGUUGUUUACGUGGAAAUGAGGGACUACCGCGGACCGCCGCUAGACUUUACGCAAGAGCAGAAACAACGGUUGAAGAAUCGUCGAAAGCGGGAGCGCUUCUUGUCAUCAUUGCCAUCUUACAAAAGGCAUGAAAUAAGUCAAAUGGAUCAAUUUAGCAGCAGUGACGACGACGAACCGAUCGAGAGAGUCAGGCCAGCAGAUCCUAAGCUUCGUGCUCUCAUUAGGAAUUUCUUCGAUACCUUUCAAGGCGCCAACAUGAUGAAGAAUGUCUACGGUUUGGAUAUCGUCGGGAUGAUUGAUCACUCUGAAGGCGACGACAAAGGCCACUGCAGCAUUCUCUAUAGGCUCCCAGGCACGAUUGGCUUCCAGAGCCGUGAUAGGCCUGCGGAGAAUCUGAAGCUUCGCGCGCCUGUGACGCUACAGUCACUCCUAGGAACGAAGCGGGAAAAAGGCAUCCGUUCGAUGCUCGGCGCACGUUUCGAGCUAGCUAGAAAGCUUGUGCGUGCCGUUUGCCUCCUACACUCCAGUGGCUGGCUGCACAAGAACAUACGCGCAGAGUCAGUUAUGUUCUUUCCCGAGCAUGUAAAUACGCUCCAAGAGGAUCGAUACGAGGUCAAAAUUGAAAUCGAUGUCUCGAAGCCCAGCCUGAUGGGCUACAUCUUCUCACGGCCGGACGAUAUCACCAUCCGCAAAAAUCCGACAUCAGCGCCAGUGCCAGAAAUGGAAAGCCUCGUCGACCGCCGAAACAGUCUGAGGGUGUCAGGAAUUACAGAAACUUGGGAUAGUCCAUACGAAGAGUCAAAGUUAAGACGCCGAAAAUCAACUCCUUUCACUGCCAGCAUAUACGGUCGCGAUAAGCUAGGAAAGGUUGCCUCAGCUGAGGAAGCGAAAGAGACAAAUAUCAGUGGCUUCACACUUGACUAUUAUCAGCAUCCCGCGAAGCACGCAGACCCCAAGCGCUUAUAUCGCCACGCAUAUGAUGUGUACUCUCUUGGGAUUCUUCUUAUUGAAGUCGGCCUAUGGGAGAGCUUGAAGGACGAUGGCUUAGACUCGGGCUUGGACUCGGACUCAAAUAACGAAGAAGAUCAUUAUGAGCGAAGGCGAUUAAUAUGCCGAAAUUAUCUCGAUCGCUUGAGAUGGGAGUGUGGAGACACUUAUGCGGAUGUUGUGCUUCGUUGUCUUAUGAUUGAUAGCAGCGAUGACGAAGUAGCCAAGGCGAGCGAGAGGGAGCUUUGUGGUAGAAUUGUGGCUGACUUGGAGAACUGCCAGGCUUAG
Molecule: messenger RNA, 2142 nt
Organism: Fusarium tjaetaba
Lineage: Eukaryota; Fungi; Ascomycota; Sordariomycetes; Hypocreales; Nectriaceae
Exons: 1
Coding region: 1-2142 (713 amino acids)
Source: RefSeq, a predicted model, not a curated record